GGCCAUAUGAUGAGAGCGCUUUGUCGUCCUGGCGCUAGCAAAUUUUCGAUCUGACGAUAGCCAAUACUCGAAGAUCCGAGGGGGAAGGGAUCACUGUUCUUGCAAACCCGGACCAGAUUGCUUAAGCGCUGAAACACAAUCGGGGAGAGAGAGAGAGAGGGGUUGCUCUCUCUUAUCCAUUGUUCUCCACGUGCAUGCAGGGAAAAAGUCUCGAGACAAUGAUGAGUGAAUGGGAACUGUGUUGUUUUCGAUGGCGUUUCCCUUGAUGGUUUCUCCAAACUUCUCGAUCCUUUGAAACUUGUUUGGUAUGAUACGAUUCGUGUCGUGCGCAGUGUAAACGCGUGACUGCAUUCCGGGUUGAGCUAGUUCUCUGUUCUUAAAAAGCCCCGUGUCUCGUUGAUCCAAGUUUCGAUCUUUUUACUGGAUUUUGAACUGUCGGUGGAUUUGGAUUGUGGGUUUUGAUGCUUGCAGGGGGGAAAUGGAGAUAUCCGUGUUGAGAGUUCUUCUCGGCAGUAUCUCGUCGUUUCUAAAUCUCUCAUCUUCCAGGCAUAUCGGUUUGGAUCCACUUGGGAAGUAUUACAAGAGAGUGGAGGACUUAUUGAGAGUGUUGAAGCCGGUAAUAGAUGUUGUUGUUAAUUCUGAUAUUGAUCUUGAGGAUAAACUUGUUAAGGAAUUCGAAGAAUUGGCUAGAGAUGUUGAUCAAUCGAGGGAGCUUUUUAGGAGCUGGCAACCGUUCUCGAGCAAAGUUUAUUUCGUCCUCCAAAUUGAAUCCUUCAUGCUGAAGAUGCGGGAUUCUAUUGUGGAUACUUUCCAGCUUCUUAAGACCUCUCAGAACCAUUUACCUGAUGAGUUGAAUCCGGGUUUGCUCGAGCGCUGUUUAGAGAAGAUAAAGCAUCUGAGUUAUGAAGAAAUAUCUUCUGUUAUUGAUGGUGCGUUGAGGGAUCAAAGAGAUGGUGUUGGACCCAGCCCAGAGAUAUUGGUGAAAAUCGGAGAGGAGACUGGGCUGAGGUCAAACCAAGAGAUACUGAUUGAAGCUGUUUCUCUCGAGAAGCAGAAGGAGAUUGCCGAGCAAACUGAAAAGAAUGGAGAAGUCGAGUUUCUUGAUCAACUGAUAUCUGUUGUAAACCGCAUGCACGAGCGCCUUCUUCUGAUCAAACAGACUCAGACAUCUAGCUCUAUCCCGAUUCUUGCUGAUUUCUUUUGCCCUCUGUCCCUUGAAGUGAUGACCGAUCCAGUGAUCGUGUCAUCAGGGCAAACAUAUGAAAGGGCGUUCAUCAAGAAAUGGAUUGAUUUAGGUCUAACAGUUUGUCCAAAGACUCGGCAGACUCUGAAUCACACAACCCUUAUACCCAAUUACACCGUGAAGGCCUUAAUCGUUAACUGGUGUGAGACCAACAAUGUCAGAUUGCCAGAUCCCACUAAAUCAACGAGCUUAAACGAGCUAUCUCCUCUUCUUUCAUGUACAAACUCCAUUCCUAACAUGGAUGCAAAUGUUUUUGCUCGUAUUGGAAGCAACCAGCCAAAUGAUUUGGAUCCAUCUGCAGGGGCGCCUGGUAAGAACUCAUUCUCAACCAGUGUGGUUGAAAGAGAAGGGGCUUCUCCUUCGCAUCUUCCAUCUUCCUUGGAUGCUUCAUUACCGGGUUUAACUGGAAACGGGCAUGGUUUGGAUAUCGGGAGGAUGUCAUUAAAUGAUUUUGAAGACAGAUCUAACAACUCUCGGGAGAUGAAGACAGAUGCCCCUGGCCGAUUUUCUGUGUCAUCAACUAGAAGAGGCUCAGUUGAUGCUGCUGAAAAUGGGCAAGUAUCUGAGCAUCACUAUAGGUCUGCCUCUGCUUCUAGCACUGUUUCCAAUGAAGAGUUUCCAAGAGUGUUAUCGGCAGAUGGGAAUGAGAAUUCAGAAGAGUCGGCUCAUGCUACUCCUUACACCAGUGAUGCUUCGGGAGAAAUGAGACGGGAGCCCCUUACUGCAGCCGCCUCCUCAGCAACUCCUCGUAGAGAUUCCUCUGAAUUCUCGCCGAAACUGAUGGAUAGGCGUACCCGUGGCCAAUCAUUCUGGCGUCGGCCCUCAGAGAGACUUGGUUCCAGGAUUGUAUCGGCACCCUCGAACGAGACAAGGCGGGAUCUUUCUGAGGUGGAAACUCAAGUUAAGAAACUGGUCGAGGAAUUGAAAAGCGGGUCAGUGGAUACCCAGAGGAAAGCGACUGGGGAAAUUAGGUUGCUGGCAAAGCACAACAUGGAUAACCGGAUAGUGAUAGCAAACUGUGGAGCGAUUAGCUUGUUAGUGGAUCUUCUUUACUCGAGUGACUCGGAAACCCAGGAACACGCUGUUACCGCCCUUCUAAACUUGUCCAUCAAUGACAACAACAAAAGGGCAAUUGCUGAUGCCGGUGCAAUCGAGCCACUGAUUCAUGUGCUCCAAACCGGUAGCUCUGAAGCGAAAGAGAAUUCAGCGGCUACCCUAUUCAGCUUAUCGGUAAUAGAAGAGAACAAGAUUAAGAUCGGGAGGUCGGGUGCGAUAGGGCCACUUGUGGAUCUACUUGGAACGGGGACACCACGGGGAAAGAAAGACGCAGCCACUGCAUUGUUCAACCUAUCGAUACACCAUGAGAACAAGGCAAGGAUAGUGCAAGCAGGGGCGGUGAGGCAUCUGAUAGAUCUGAUGGACCCAGCAGGAGGGAUGGUGGAUAAAGCGGUAGCGGUAAUGGCGAAUCUGGCAACGAUACCGGAGGGAAGAAACGGGAUAGGGCAGGAAGGAGGGAUACCGUUGCUGGUGGAGGUGGUCGAGUUGGGAUCGGCCAGAGGGAAGGAGAAUGCAGCAGCGGCUCUUCUUCAACUUUGCACGAACAGUGGUCGGUUCUGCAACAUGGUCCUUCAGGAAGGAGCCAUUCCUCCUCUCGUUGCUCUCUCGCAAUCUGGUACUCCCCGAGCCCGGGAAAAGGCACAGGCACUUCUCAGCUACUUCAGGAAUCAACGCCAUGGCAACGCAGGUCGUGGCUGAUGUUGUUGUUAUGGAGAGUUCCUUCUCUUCUGCAAAUAUUUUCAUUACCAACGUUCUUCUUAUUUAUGCAUUCUUUUUUUUUUUUGUCUUCUGAAUCCCUUAGAGAGAAAUUUGAUUGUGAAUGUGAAUGUGAAUGUGGAAAUGACAAGAACGACUUCAUAGUUGUAGAUUAAAUUGUUUGGACCGUUGAGUUCGUCCACUUGGAACUUUCCCGGUACCUUCAGACCAAUUUACUUGGGAA
This is a messenger RNA of Tarenaya hassleriana, 3239 nucleotides long. Its product is annotated as U-box domain-containing protein 4. NCBI's taxonomy places the organism in Eukaryota, Viridiplantae, Streptophyta, Magnoliopsida, Brassicales, Cleomaceae. The transcript is spliced from 5 exons. Gene Ontology annotation, biological process: protein ubiquitination. Gene Ontology annotation, molecular function: ubiquitin-protein transferase activity; protein binding. The coding region runs from base 479 to 2998 and encodes 839 amino acids. Gene Ontology annotation, cellular component: nucleus; cytoplasm. The record is from RefSeq and is a predicted model, not a curated record.